Molecule: messenger RNA, 309 nt
Organism: Dibothriocephalus latus
Lineage: Eukaryota; Metazoa; Platyhelminthes; Cestoda; Diphyllobothriidea; Diphyllobothriidae
Source: the annotation of a GenBank genome assembly
GACGGAGUGAGCUUCUCAUCUCUGUGGGUGGACAUCGAUGCAGAUGUUUCAGUCACUGAUGAAAUAGGCGAGGAAGAUUUUGAGCAGAACUUGGUCAAUGAAAUCAUUCAGAAGGAAGAAGGGAAGAAUGGAGGAGAAGCAAAUGAGGAAGUUGCUGAUGAUGAUGAUGAGGAGGAGGAGGACGACGAAGAGCCAGUUCCCAAUGCUGCACAGAUGAGAGCUUCACUCUACACUCUGCAAGGCGAUCUACAGGUAUUAGAUUUCACAAAAUUUGACGAUUUCUGGUGCCUGGAGAAGGACAUCAAAGAG